Linum trigynum is the source of this 6227-nucleotide messenger RNA. Lineage: Eukaryota; Viridiplantae; Streptophyta; Magnoliopsida; Malpighiales; Linaceae. The record is from the annotation of a GenBank genome assembly.
GCCAGCGACAACUUUUUUUGCUUAUCUCCUCUUUUCCUAAAUGCCGCCGUUUUGCCCACUAAAAGUAAAACCCUACGAGCAGCUAAACUCGAUCCCUCUCCCGCGCUUGAGAAGAGAAGCAGCAGCGACGACCGCGUCUGCAGCGGGAAGCAGCGAAGGCGAAUCCUUCCUCCGGCCGGCGAAAUCAAGCAGCAGCGACGCGAUUCUCCACCGUCGAAGAGAACCUACAGCCGGUCGCCAUCUCCCUCCUCCACCCGACGAUUCGUUCGAGCCUCUCCAUCGGACGAAUCCUCUCCUCCAGCAGCGUCGAAACAGCCGGCCUUCCCGCUCCCCAGCAGCAUCGACGAUCUCCUCUGCUUGAGGUUACUUUAUAUAUAUAUAUUAUUAUAACUAAUCAUCGAGCGUACUGUUUUGAUUUCUGUUUGAGUGUGGGCACUACUGGCUGAGCUAGGUAUUUGCUUUUUUUUAGUUGCAGACAAAAAGAUGAAGAGGCGAAAACUGAGUAAGAAGGUCGCUGUUUCUACGCCCCAUACCAUCUCGAACACGGAGUAUUGGAGUGAUGAUGGUAAUCGUUUCCUUGAGUUUCAGUUUAUGGUAGAUUUUACAGUCACUGGGUUUCAUCCAUACUGUUGUUAUUCUGUUCUUGGUCCUAUAUCAAAUUGGCCAUCUUCUGUAACUUGGAGAUCUAGAGUCUCAACUAAUAGUUGUUCUUCACUCAUGACUUCUUUAGUCUUUUUUUAGUUCAUUAAGAGUUUAUUAUGUAGGGCUCAGUUAGGAGUUUCGUUAAUCUGUCACGAUCUUAUCCCCCAGCAUAGUAAAGUGCCCUGCAGCUUGUGUACUGAAGUAGAGGAAGUAUACAUCUUUCUUUGUACUUUUAGCAUCAUGCUGGUUUGAUUGCUUGUUAUGUGUUAGUGAAGUCUACUAAAUCAUUUUUGUUACUUAAUAUGUUAUAAAUGUAACACAUUAUGAUAAUGUAGACUUUUUGUUCGUUUAAGUGAAUAUCACCUUCUGUGUAACUAAAGGACUGUGCAUUACCCUGCUCCAUAGUAGUUAAGAUGCAUUACCCUGCUCCUCUUUUGCCGUUUUUCCUACAAAGGACUGUGCAUUCCCUUCUGUGUAACUAAAGGUAUGCCUUAAUUACGGAAAAGCAAAUGCUCAGGCUUAGCUGUUGAUCCAUAUUGUUUUUGCAAAUACUAAGCUUAUUUGGAUGAUGGUGGAUGACAAAAGUUUCAAUUUUGAGAAUAUCUCUGUAGCCUUUAGAACUGGCAGUAUCAAGAGAGGGAGAAAAAAGUGAGUGACAAUAGGUCAUCCUUUUACAGCAUUUCCUAAUGAGAUGCUCUUCUUUCUGAUAUAUUCUUGUUGGACUGCGACACUGCUGCCAAACUCACACAAAUUCAUGCUUGAAAAAGUGACCUGCAAUUUUCUAUCAUUGUUGACAUCACAGGUCAGAGUGAGGUUACCGAAUCUGGCUAUGACUCAGAGUCCUUUGCGCUAGAUAAAGAGCAUACCUUUACGUUGGAUGCUCAUUCUGCUGUUAAGACAUCUACACAGGAAAGGUAUAUGUUCCUCUUGUGCGAUUCUUUCUUGUUAAUGUUGGAAUUCAUGCUUUUGGGUUGAUAUUGUUCGAGGGUGUAUUGAUAAAGUUCUGCUGGAUGGUCUUUAAGGUUAAUAAACAUAACUAGUAUGCUCACUUGCUCAGUCAUUAUUAAAGGAUGAAUACAGUGUCUGUGUUAAUAAUCAGUAAGGUACUUCUGAUGAAUUAUUGCCUGCUUGCAUCUCUACUAUGCUUGCUUUUCCAUUAAGUAGGUGCUUGACUCCAUCAUGCACAGGACUAAGAAUGACUUGUUUCUUUGUUUGUUCAUCUACUUGAGCUAUUUUAUUGAAAACCAUCAAUUCUUUUUUGUGGAGGGCUUAUUUGGUGAAAGAUAAGAAAAUACAAACUCUGCUCAUAGAGAAUUGAUGUACCUAGACUGCUUAAAGAGCUAGGGUUGGUGAAAUUUAGGGUUUUUUUAUAGGUAGGAGGAGGAAACUAAUAGAACAGUCACGAACAACUCAUAAGGUCUGGUGGUCUAGGGCCAGAACCAAAAUUAAUGGACUUUUAAGAACCCACAAGGAGUAUUUUUCGAAAUGUCUUGUUGAAAACUGAGUUGAUCUGAAAUAUUCUAAAACUAACCUCCUUAUUUAGGAUUUACAAACUGAACGCGCAAGAAAACUAAUAGAAUCUUAAUUAUGAAACAUAAUUAAUUACUAAUUUCCUAAAAGACAUCAACUUACAAAAGGAAAAUAAUAAUUUUCUCAAAUAGUAAAGGAUGAGAAAAAAAACCAAUAAAAAUAGAGUAAAAAUAUAUCCCCAUCAGGGAUGGUUAUGCUUAUUAGUAAGUGAUGCUCACAUGACCUUGCAACUGAAUGAUUAAAUGGUAUGCUAUGUUCUUUUGUGAAUGAAAUUUAUGAUUCUUCAUUUAUAUUUUAUUAUCUUGACAGUAAGUUGCACAAAGUGUGAUUGUAUCCCUUUUUUUCUACGGCAGACACACUCUUUACUUGAUUGAAUACUAAAGCCAGCUUUUAUGCUCUGGGUUUAGGAGUCUUGUCACAUUAAGGACUAAUUGUUCCUGGAGCGUGGUGUUACCAGGUUAUGUUUGUCUUGCAGUUAUAAAUAAUGAUUGAUCUUAUUUAAUGGAUAAAUUCUUUUAAGGUCGAUGAUGGUAUUAUUGUCAGCACAUGUCCCCUGAAUAUUAAUCUAUGUCAUUCUUCGUUGUUGCAUGCUCAUGUCUUUGUGGGAGAUGCACCUAAAUAUUCUACUGUCAUCGUCUUUUGGUUUCUAGCAUGAGUGCUGAUUGUUUGCGUGUGGUUGAUCAUUAUUGUCCUUGAAAAAGCAUCUGUAACUGCUCGUCUUUCUGUUCGUAUUUACUUCUCAAUAACCUUUUGCUGCAGCUUCUCAAAGUCACUAUAUCUUUGUGCUUGCAGUUCUUUUCUUUUACAUUUAGAAAAAAACUUAUCCGAUGAAGAGGUCGAGAGUCUUUCCAAAAAGAAAUGGAAGUACAGAUGGGAAGUGCCUUCUCUUGACUUGUCAAAUUGCAAGUGGGUGGGGACAGGAGAUUGUUGCCUAAAGGUACGCCCAAUGUUGACUGUUCAUUUACCUCUUUCAUUUAAAUUGUUCGUCUAGGUUUCAUUAAGUUAGGUCUACGCUUCUCCAAUUUCUUUAUUCAUCCAUGUUUCUGUUAGCUAAGACUACGGUGAUUAAAAGUGACGAUGGUAAUUAUUGUAAAGAAAUCAUGUACUCACAUAAUUCAUUGAUUCCUAAUUUCCUCAAUGAAGAGCAAAGAGGUGCAUCUAUGCAACUUAGUAGUUGAUAUGAUAGUAAGUGCAAACUCAUUUUCCUAGGUCAAAGGUCAGGACAUAUGUAUUUUCAUCUGAGAAUUAAUUCUAGGACAAAGUCAGGUUCCUCGUUACAAUGUUCUAAGUAUGAAAGAACAACCAAUAUGGAUGGGGUUACCAGUCGCAUACCACACCACACAAUGGAUACCCGGACUAUACAUGUAAACACCUUUACUCUUAACUGUAAUGCCAUAGUACUAGAUUAUGGCUUGAAGAUUUGCAAUCUACUUGCUACAUAUCAUACAUAUUGUCAUCUGAGAAUUAAUACUAGGUCCUCGAUACCAUGUUCUAAGUACGAAAGAACAACCAAUAUGUAUUGGAUUACCAGUCGUAUACCACACAAUGAUACCCGGACUAUACGAGAAAACACCUAUACUCGUAACUGUAAUUCCAAAGUACUAGACUAUGGCUUGAAGAUUUGGAAUCUUCUUGCUAUAUAUAAUGUUGAAUCUUCUCGAAAAACAAUUUUUUUUUUACUGUGAGAUUCAAUUGUAACAUAUUGAAUCAUUUAGACACAGGAUAUGUUGGACAGUUCUACUAGGGAUGUCAAACAAAGUUUGUAUAAGCAUUGGUUGGAAGUGUGCAAGCUGUAUGGAGGCAGAGAUUUUCCAGUGUCUAAGCAUGGUUCUUUCUUCAACAUCUGUAAGUUGUUUUAUUCCCUGUAGAACUAUGUUUAUUGUUCAGUAUCCUUGUCUCGAUUUUGUAAUUGCAUAUGAAGAACUCUCUUGAUCAACUGUAACGAAUAGGAUAAAGCCACCAUUACAAUUUCAGGUUAUAUGAAAACCUUGUUGAAUGAAACAUGUUGAUAUUAUCAUUUGAUGUCUUAUCAGCAAAAUCUUCGGCAUUUCGGGCUCUCUAGUUAAUCACUAUUGUGCGCUUAUGAAAUAUGUAAUACCUAAUAUUUAAACCUAAUUUCUUGAAAGAAUGUAGUCAUGUUAAAUUUGGGGAAACACUAGACUUCACCUUGAUUUCUUCUAUGCUGUGAAGAAGCAUACUUAAUGAAUUCCAUGAUGUAGCAGAUCGAAGUACUUAAAUUACUGAUACUAAAAAGGCCCUUAAAUUAAGCUAGCAUGUCUUGAUGCUUUCAUGUGCUCUUUUGGUCUAGAGGAAUGAGAUUUCUAUCACUUGACUAAUCUUUGUGAACUAAUUCCAUUUCUAUAUUUCCUGAGCAGAACCAGUGUUUGGAUAGUCCUUGUGAGAGUUUUGUUCCUCCUGCUUUCUUUGUUGUAGUGUUGCCUUGCCUUUUCGUUACUACUGUACUUGUUUGGAAUGCAGUUUGACAUACUGUGUUCUUUGUAUCUGUGCAGCAGUCUAUAGUUGAUGUUCUUUGUUUGUUUCUGCAGUCAAUAGCUACAGGGAUGUAUUGCAUUGUAACAAGAAACCUUUCUAUCUCAAAGGUCACGGAGAAGAUUCUAACAUUAUGGACGCAUACCUCAUGCAUUCUGUGAGCUUGCAUCUCCUUUUCUUUUGUUCUGUAGUGGUGUUCUUGGAACUGUAUAUCCAUAAUCUCAAUCUGGUAAUAUUAUGUUGCAGUUGAAUCACAUUUUUAGAAGUAUAGAUCUUGUGAAAAAGAAUGAUACGAAAGUUGCCAAGCUUCAAGAAACUGCUGAAAGUGAGUUGCUUAUUGAUGAUGUUGUUCGUGAUCGCGGAUUCACUCGGCCAAAGGUAAUUUGGAUUUUUGCUUUUAGUUUGACUUCUAAGCUGGCUGCACCUUGGAAGUGGCAAUUAAUGAUGCACCAAAUUAGGCAUUAUUGCUUACGGGAAAUUGCACUACCUUGUAGCUGCAAGAUUCAGAAUGAUAAUAUCUGUCAGUUGAUAGAAAAUAUCUUGCUUCAUUGCUUGUAAAAAAUGUGGCUACUGACCUUUCAGUGCUGCUUAGAGUACUGCUCUCCUCGUAUCUCUUAAACAAUUAAUUGCUUACAGAAAAUUGCACUACCUUGUACCUGCAAGAUUCAGAAUGAUAAUAUCUGUCAGUUGAUCAGUUGAUAAAGAAUAUCUUGCUUCAUUGCUUGUAAAAUGUGGCUACUGACAUUUCAGUGCUGCUUAGAGUACUGCUCUCCUCGUAUAUCUUAAACAACUAAUAGAAGUAUUCACUAGCCCUCCUUCCUGCCCAUGCAUAUGUACAUGUCCCACUCUUAUUUUCUUGUUUCACCAAGUUCCCUGAUCCAGACAAAGGGAAGUUCGUUACCAAAUAACGUGGGUGCUUGUUUUUACUUAACAAUAAGUUAAUGAUAAGUUAACCCGAAUGAGCCAACUUAUGAGGUAAGUUGGGGUAAUGAGUGGGUGACAUUCUGUUUUAUAGUUUUCUCUCACCGGUAGUGAAAGACAAUCUUUCUCACCUUUAUUUUUGAACCACUCAGGUUAGUGGUGUUUUAUUAACUACUACCAAAAUGUCUUACUCUAUCAUCUAAACAAAAUGUUUAAUCAUCCAGAUUCGAAAUGGGGUUACACACACUAUUACAACUUAAAAGUAACUGUAAAACAUAACAAAGAGCCCUAGUGUUGCCUUUUAUUGCAUUUAAGUGUUGAAUUAGAAGUGCUACAAGACCCUCUUGAACUAAUGUUUUCCCCAGUCAUUGGAAGUUAGCGCACUUGCUUAUUUUUGUCUCAAAUGGCUAUAUCAGGUUUUGAUCUUGUUGCCAAUUAGACACAUUGCACUUCGUGUUGUGAAGAGGCUGAUUCAAUUGACUCCUCAAGCUUCAAAGGUAAAUUGUCCAGUAUUUUCUUUGUUCAUAAGUAAUUUUGCAUUUGUACCCAUCAUUUUCUUCUAUGCUUGACAUGUGGAAGGAAUGGUGACGGUAGGUGUACCCAUUAUUUUCGCACAACUCUUCCAAGAAAAUUAUUCUGUAGUA